This is a messenger RNA of Zingiber officinale, 4490 nucleotides long. RefSeq names its product disease resistance protein RGA2-like. NCBI's taxonomy places the organism in Eukaryota, Viridiplantae, Streptophyta, Magnoliopsida, Zingiberales, Zingiberaceae. The record is from RefSeq and is a predicted model, not a curated record. The coding region runs from base 9 to 2471 and encodes 820 amino acids. Gene Ontology annotation, molecular function: protein binding. The transcript has 2 exons.
UUGGUAACAUGCUCCGUGGCACUCGAGAUGAGACUUAUUGGUCCUCCGUAUUGAAGAGUGAAAUAUGGCAGCUCCGAGAUGAGGAACAGAAAGUGUUAGCUGUACUAAAGUGGAGCUAUGACACUCUCCCUCUACGAUCAAAGAAGUGUUUUGCAUUUGGUUCCUUAUUCCCUAAAGACUAUAUGAUGCAAAAGGAUAAAUUGAUAAAACUGUGGAUAGCAAAUGGUUUUGUAAGUUCAGAAGGAAAUUUUGAAGCUGAAACAGAGGGCAACCGCAUCUUUGAUGAUCUUGUGUCGAGAUCAUUCAUUCUCUUGGCCCCUAUUCAAUAUGAUCCUCAUAUAACCAAGUGCACGAUGCAUGAUUUGAUGCAUGAUUUGGCACGAUCAGUAUCUGGAAGUAUAUAUUGGAAUUCUAUUCAAGACUUAGUGGAAGUUAUUAGAGAACGAACAUAUCAUUUGCAAAUAGAUGAAGGUAAGCUACCAAACAUGACUCAGGUCUUAGCCAAGAAACCAACGUACUUGCGCACCUUUUUCCAAGAUAAACUUUCAUGUUUGAGUAUCAAUCUUCAUGAAGUCUUUUCAGUAUUGAAAUUUUUGCGGGCAUUAAAUUUAACUGAAAGUGGCAUUAGGGAGAUACCGACAUCAAUAGGAAAUUUGAUACAUUUGAGGUACCUCAACUUGUACUAUAAUGAAAUUGAAGUUCUACCCGACUCCAUAACCCUUCUCUCCAAUUUACAGUAUCUGAAUCUCAGUUUCAAUUAUGGACUUCGAGAGCUACCAAAAGAGUUAGGGAAUAUGCAAAACCUUCGGGAACUUGAUUUAGUAAUGGAUAAAAGAUUGACACACAUUCCUUGUGGAUUAUCUCGACUAACUAAUCUUCAAAGUUUACCUGUCUUUAUUGCUAGUGACAAAACUGGCGCAUGCUCAAUUACAGAGCUUGAGGAUUUGAAACUUUAUGGAAAAAUGGGAAUUAAAAUUUCCCAUGAUUUUAAGAAUUAUUCUCGAAGUGGAAGAAAAAUCUUGAAGAAUUCAAAUCUUGAUGAACUACAUGUAGAGUUUGGUGUUUCAGAAGGAUAUCACAAGGACAUGUUGGAUGAUCUUUGUCCCAACACGAGUUUAAAGAUGUUAAGAAUAUCGAACUAUAGGAGCCCACAAUUUCCAACAUGGUUGAUAGAGUUACAAAUGCCAAAUUUGGUUGUAGUUGACCUCGGCUGUUGUUGUGGGCAUAUUCUUCCGUUUCGAAAUCUGCAGUUUCUUAAGAAGCUUAGCUUAGGCCACAUGAAUGGCAUUACACAGAUGGUUGCUGAGUUCCAUGGGCACGGAGGCUUUCCUUCCCUUCAAGAACUCUACUUACGUGGCAUGUAUAAUUUAGAGGAAUGGUCAGUGGCUCAUUGUGUCGAUGAGUUGUUCCCUUUACUGCAAACGUUGAAGAUUUCCGAAUGUCCUAAAUUGAAAAGUAUGCCGAGGCUUCCUACAAUCCAACACCUUGAGAUAUCAUGCUGCAGUGAGAGCCUACUCUCAUGCAUCGGAAAGCUGACUUCUCUUUCUGUUCUCAGAGUGGAUGGUAUGGGCAACAUGACAUCUCUUCCAAGUGGCUGCAUCAGAAACCUUACAUCAUUGACGGAAUUACAAAUUAUAUUAUGCAGACAACUCCAAUCUCUUCCGGGGGAUGAAAUGCAAUACCUACAAAUGCUUCGUUCGUUGACCAUUGAAGGGUGUUAUAAUUUGGCAUCCUUCCCUUUGGAAGUGGGCCGCCUCAAUUCGCUUUGUUUUCUACGGCUCUCACAAUGUCCAAGUAUAAUAUUGCAGCCAGAAGAACUCGUACAAAUCUUGAAUUCAGUACAUCGGUUUGAAAUACAAAUUUGUGGCAACAAACUCCAUUUACGUGGGCGGCUGCAACACUUACACACGCUCAAAGAAUUGUCUCUAAGUGAUGCACAUUAUGUAUCACCUAUCCGCAUGUACCCAAUUCGGUAUGGAAAUCCAAAAUCAACAUUACAUAUUUGUUGUUGUGGUGAAUUGGAGUCGCUGAUGACAGUAGAACCAGCAAGCAGUGCUGUGCUAGAAGCACUAUCCAUAGAUGGAAUUUCCAAUCUCAGGACCUUGCCUGGCUGGCUGCAACAUCUCAAGUCUCUUACUUUACUAUCAAUCAGGAAAUGCAUAAUCUCAAUAUUAAGUAUUUGUCGUGGUAAUGAAUUGGAGUCAUUGAUGACAGCAGAACCAGCAAGCAGUACUGUGCUAGAAAAACUAUAUAUAGAUGGAAUUUCUAAUCUCACGACCUUGCCCGACUGGCUGCAGCAUCUCAAGUCUCUUCAUUUACUAUCAAUCCGGGACUGCCCACGAUUAAAAAUGGUGCCAAGGGAUUUGAAGAAUCUACAUAUGUUGAAAGAUUUGAGGAUUAUCGGUUGCCCACAAUUGGAAAGAAGAUGCAAAAGGGAGACAGACGAAGAUUCAAUCGGACAAGCAUGCUGAAGAGGCCGAGGAUGAAGACUCGGUAGAUGAAGACGGGGCAGAUGAAGACUCAUCAUAGUUGCAUCUUAUGAAAUCCUUGGUUGCUAGUAAAUUUGUUUAAGUUUUCAAGUUUUCAUAUCCAAAUGGAGACAAACAAAGAUUGGUCGAUCAUCUCACAUAUGCCGUUUGUUGAUUUUUCAUAGGCUCCUGGGAUUCAGCCAGACAUGAAUCUAAAGGUAAGUUAGAAAAUCAUUUUAGUUGAAUAAAAUAGCAGAUCAUUAUACAUGUAUUUCGAUAGUUGCUUGUUGGAUAGAAGUUGAUUUCUUUUCCUUUUCUAAAAAAAAUUUAUUUUUUAUUUAAUUUAGCUCAUUAUUGAAAAGUGAAAGUAUUCAAAGUAACUCACCUAUUUUAUGUUGAAAAUAUAAAUCGGAAUUAAAGUUAUUUAAUAUUAUGUGUAUGAAUAUUGAAGGAUUCAUGAAUGACUCUUUGGAUGAUGCAUGUACAUCAUUGGAUAUUGGUUUAUGUAUUUAUGUAAAUACAUCUUGGGUACUUCCUAUAAAUACCCUAUGUAUUUAACAAUUUAGAUAUGAAGAAACUAAGAAGAAGUAGUUUCCUCCCAUCUUAAGUGUUAUAGUUUUUUUUUUAUGCUCUUCAUCUGCUAACAAAUUGGUAUCAGAGCCACCAUUUGCGUUGGAGACAAAGCUGGAAGGAAAAUGUCAAAUGGAACCCCAUUUGUUGUUCCAUCUCUCACCAAGGAAAAUUAUGAUAAUUGGUGCAUAAUAAUGAAGGCUUUGCUUGGAUCAUAUGAAGCUUGGGAUCCUGUGGAGAAUGGCGUUGAUGAAAAUGUGGUAUCCGCCAAGAAGAAAGACCAAAAGGCGCUCACCCUCAUCCAUCAAAGUUUGGACGAAAAGAUGUUCGAGAAAGUUGCUGCGGCAACCACUUCCAAGCAAGCAUGGGAAACUCUUCAAGCUUCAUUUAAAGGUGUUGAUAAAGUCAAGGUACGUCUCCAAGCAUUCAUAGGAGAGUUUGAAUCUCUAUGCAUGAAGGAUGAAAGUGGAAGAUUGCUUGCUAAGGUACCCAUGACAAAGAACCGAAUAUUUUUGCUAAAUAUUCAAAGUGAUGUUCCUAUGUGUUUGAAAUCUUGUUUCAAAGAUUCAUCUUGGCUAUGACUCAUGAGAGUUGGGCAUUUGAACUUUGAUGGGCGGAAAAUGAUGAGUAAAAGAAGAAUGGUGAAAGGAUUGCCUUCCAUAAACCAUCCUAAUCAACUUUGUGAAGGAUGUCUUUUUGGCAAGCAAGCGAGAAAAAGUUUUCCCAAGGAGUCUUUAACAAGGGCUCGACAUCCAUUGAAGUUGAUACACUCGGAUGUGUGUGGACCAAUCAAGCCAUCAUCAUUUAGUGAGAAUAAUUACUUUGUGCUUUUCAUUGAUGACUAUUCUCGGAAAACUUGGGCGUAUUUGUUAAAGGCAAAAUCGGAGGUGUUUGGAACAUUCAAAAGAUUCAAAUUAAUGGUGAUUGACACGUGGCUUUUCUUGAAAGGCUGGCGACAAAACCGAAGGUGUAUUGAGCCCCGACUGUUGGCAUAUUCCCUGACACCUUGAUUAUUCUCUCUGACAAGCAGUUACGAUUCCUUGGCUGAUUUGUCCUGUAGUGUUUAACCGACGAGCCUGCGUUCCGAGGUCUAGGAUCGCCUUGCUUUUAUAUACUAUUACCCUUGACUUCUAUGCCCCGAUUUGUGUUAAGCUUGUGUCCAGAUCUGUCGUUGUCAUCUGCUAUCUCUGGUCUGCACAUCUCGAUCUGCACCCUGGGUCUGUAUCCAGACUUCUGUUCCUUGGCUUGGAUGUCCCGACCUGCACGCCAGGUCUGUAAGCAGACCUGCAAUCCUUGUCUUGGAUGUCUCGACCUGCACGUUGGGUUUAUGCCAGAUCUCUGAUUCUUGGCUUGGAUGUCCCGGCCUGCACGCUGGGCCUGUGCCAGACCUCUGAUCCUUGGCUUGGAUGUCCCGACCUGCACGUCAGGUCUGUAAGCAGACCUGUGAUCCUU